GUGGGGCCGGGGCAGCGGCUGGGCCCCGGCCCGUUCCCAUAGUGAUUCCUUGCGACGCGGGGCGGGGCCGGGGCCGCCGAAGCGGUGGCGGCAGGAGGGUCCGAUGGACCAGCCCGGGAGCGGGGCCGGGGCCGCCGCGACACAGUCACCCGGGAGCUUCCGAGGGUUUGGCAGGAGGAGCCAGCGCUGCAGCGCGGCGGACGGGGGGGGGGACUUCACAGGCGGCGUCUACGGCACCGGCCUCUUCUCCGACUCCCGCCAGAAUAUACAUACCAGUGAUUUCGAACAUGAUGUCCACCUUCCUGAAAAUAAAUACUAUCUGCUGGGAGACGAGACUGGACCAGGAGGUGUUCUUUCAAGCAAGUUGCACAAGGAUGCUUACACAACAGCAGUGGAACAACUGGCAGAUCUUAGGUUGUCAAAAAAUAGGACUAGAAGAACACAGCUCAGUCAAAAUAAUAGCAAGGAAGGGAUGUUUCAUUCCUGGAGAUAUGCACAUGAUCAAAGCAAUACUACUGUGAACAGAGACUCCAAUAAAACCUCUAGUGGAAACUCUUCCAGCUCACAUGGUAAUUCUUUAAACUUUACUGUUAAUCCCUCAUUGGUGGGGGCCCAUAUGAACAGCUAUCACACAGUGUCUUACCAGGGACCUCAGCAGAUGCCAUUAGGAAUCUACUGGACAAAUGGAGAUGGGGAUUUUUUCAAGGUCAGAAAUGAAACCACAGCUUCUGACUCCUAUCCUGCUACAGAAAGUAGUAGUGGUGAUGCUCUCUCUGUGUCCAAAGGGAAUUUGAAGUUGCAAAACAGUAGUGUUGAGAACAGUCUUUUAACAGAGGAAGGUGAUGUAUCUGAGAGUGAAAAAGUGAAUGAUAGUUUGCUUAGUUAUUUCAAAUAUAUGGAUCUGAACUUAAGACCAGAAACUAUAGAAAACAUUGAAAAAGCUUCCUCCAAGCACCAAAAUGAAGUGUUUCCAUACCCUGAUUUUCUCCCACCACCUUUCAAUAACCUGGAUUUACAAAAGUUGGCCUUCAAAUGGGAUGACUGGAAGGUAGUCUUUAAUCCACCACCAGAAAGCUCUGUUGUGAAAUUAAUAUCUCGUCUGUUGGAAAUUGAAAGGAUGCAGCACUUGACUAUAUUAAAAGAGAAGACAAGAGACCUGACAGUCUCCAGUAUGAUGCUUGCCAAUCGACCCAGUUCCACAAAAUCCAUGCAUCAGUUGAAGCAGUCAAGACUGUCUGAUCCUCUGUGUCUUCAGACACUUAAUCGAGACUAUCAAGAGAAAAAUAAAUCCAACCAUUCUGGCUGCUGCACGCAUGAGAGGAACAGCUCAAAAUGCACUAGGGACUCAAAAUGCACUUGUCAUAAUUGCAAGUGGAGUGCUGGAACAUCCUCUAUUAGAAGUUCAUCCACAAAGCAGCUUAGAGCAUCUUGUGAUGCCUUUAAAAGCUCUAAAAUCCCAUCUUUUAACUCUAACAUGCUCUUGCGGAGGUCUUCCUCAUGCUAUGUGGUGGCACCAAGAACUCAAUCAACUGUAAAACUGACUUCCCCAAAGCUAAUGCCACCCAAAUACAGCUCUAACCAGUCCUUUCCCUGAUAAGGACAGGUUAAAUGUAAACAGCCAAGGACCAAAAGAAACUCUAUAGAAAAAAACGUAGUAACGAGUAAGACUUUUCAUUGCCAGAAGUUAAAAUCUGUAUCUGCUAUGCCAAAGCAGAAGUACACUCACCCUGACAAACAGUAAUUUUCUUGAAUUCAUACUUCUCAUUAUGAGUGAAUCCUGCUCAGCAAUCUUAUUUUAGGUUGAUUUUGUCAAGUUAAAGUAUUUUAAUGGUAUGAGACAGAAGUGAUAUGAAAUAGCACUUGUGACAAUUGAAUCCACUUGUAUUGUAGAAAAAUCAAGUUUUAUAUCCCUCUGCCUGCUGACAUCUUUUAGGACCAUUUGUAUAACUUUUAAAAGAAUUGGAUCAAUAUAAGCAUACCAGCAGAUCAUCCCGUUCCAGAGUGCAACUAUUUUUGUAAUGUUUAUAAAAGUAAUAUCAAUAAGUAUAGUUAUCUUAUACUAGCACCCAGAAAAUCCCACUCAGCAUCAGUGCUCCCCCAUGCGCUACGUGCUGUACUAAUACAUUGGAAGAUAUGGUGUCAGCCACAGAGAAUUCACAAUCUAAGUGCAAUAUGAAGGGUGGGAAGAGAGAGAGAAAAAUACAAUUUCUUACAUUUGUCAUUUUUUUCUGAUACAUAGAUUAAGGACAAUGGUCUGAUUAUACACAUAGGAAAAUACUAAAGCCAAAUGAAUGUACUACCAUUUCUAUCAAUGUGUAAUCACUCACUUUUUUCCUCAAACAAGGAAAUUAAAUAGAACAGCUAAAUUGAUGAAGUUUUCUGUAUAUGCCUAGAAAUCAAGAAAUUCAGAUUUAUGGUUCCUAUUGCAACCAUAGUGGUCCUUGUGUAUGAGACCCUCCCGCCCCCCACAAAACCUAUGUUAAUCUGAUACUCUGGUGGAGCAGACUGGAAAUUCUGUAGCAGGUCCAUUUAAAAUUAUAUUUUAAUUGAAGUCCAUACACUAUUCCCAAUGUUACUUAUUCAAAUAUUAAAUUUGAUUUUAUACUAUCCUUAUGUGUCACAGGAUUUUUGGUAUGGGACAAGUAAUUGAACUAUAAAAAUUGUUAGAGGGGUAACACUGGAGGUUUUUGGCACAUGAAAAGGUGGAGAGUUGUUACCAUAUUAGCUAAAUAUUUUGCUAAAAUGAUCAGCAAGUGAAAUGGUUAUCAUUGUUGACAUUUCAAAUAGCUUUAGGUUUCAGGGUUACCAGUCCUCAGCACCUCUCAGCAUUAACUGAGGAAGAUGGCAGGACAUCAGUUUACAGUCUUCUUCACAUAUUCAAGAAUAAUUUUCUUGGAUGCAAGCCAGAAAUAAUUAUUUUAAAAACCCUGAAAUUUUAGCUACUGGAGCUCAUUUGUACAACAAGGGGCUGGAUAUUAUAUUCAUAGAAUACAAUGUAACAUGGCCCGUAAUGCAUACAUUCCUACAAGUGCUUCUCGUUAGAGCAACUUACACACAAUUACAUCUCAACAUCCUGGAGUUUAAGGAAAUAGUAGUACAGGAGGGGAAGGAAGGCAAUGAUUGUCAUUUGAACACCCUGAUUUUAGUUGCUUAUCACUUUUUAACUCUUUCAUCUUUGGGGCUGAAAGAGGCAAGGACAUAGUACUGGAGUCAUGUCAGCAGUCUCUGUGGCAGGGCUCUUGUGGAACCCUGGGGAGAAACUAAAGCUUCUCCCCACCCUGUAGAAAUAUGAAGGGAGUGCAUUGUCAGGGAGAACAGCUUGAGUGAUCUGCUUAUGAUCUUAACCAUUCUUUUUCUGAUGAGAAUUCUUGGGAGGAAUUGGCUGUGUCCCCCCUCCCCCCCUCACAUACACUGAUUGCUAGAUCUCAUGGUUGUGAGAGGGCCUGUGUAAAUCACCUACUCUCACUGGUGGGUUGGGUAGGAUAAUUAAGACCCCUGUAUUCAAGAACUUGAGGACCUUUCAGUCACCAACAACUUGAACAUUCAUUCUUGCACCACAAACUGAGACCUACUCAGCCAGGCCUGUGCAGAAGACCAUUUCAAAGUGAUUAGCAUUCAACUGAAGUUACAAUUAUACACUUUAAUGAGAAGAUUUUUCUUAAACUUCACCAUGGAAUCAAAUGGGUCUGUUCUCUAGGACCUACAGAGUACUCGUUUUUCAUACUAGCUACACAA
Dermochelys coriacea (leatherback sea turtle) is the source of this 3735-nucleotide messenger RNA. RefSeq names its product family with sequence similarity 217 member A (gene FAM217A). The record is from RefSeq and is a predicted model, not a curated record. Lineage: Eukaryota; Metazoa; Chordata; Testudines; Dermochelyidae.